Molecule: messenger RNA, 2791 nt
Organism: Cryptotermes secundus
Lineage: Eukaryota; Metazoa; Arthropoda; Insecta; Blattodea; Kalotermitidae
Product: putative sodium-coupled neutral amino acid transporter 11
Exons: 9
Coding region: 160-1599 (479 amino acids)
Biological process (GO): amino acid transmembrane transport
Molecular function (GO): amino acid transmembrane transporter activity
Source: RefSeq, a predicted model, not a curated record
UACGCACGCAUGACGUCAGAAGCAGACUGAUAUUUCACAGCAGCAGUUCAACAAUAUUGUUUGACAAUCGGAGAACAAACGCACAUUCUUAUUUAUUAAUACUUCUUCUUUUGCGGUUAUUGACUUUAUAACGUCUGAAUACUUGAUCCACUAUUAGUGAUGGCAAACAAAUCGCCCGUUGACGAAGGACGCUACAUUUUGGAAGGACAAAAGGGGAAUCAACAGCAGGUUGAAAGCAUUUCCUCUGAUGAUGGUCAGUCUUUGGAUGACACAAGGCAACUGUUUGUGUCAGAAGAUCACAAACCAUACAGCAGUCUACCACUGGCAAGUUUUAACUACAUUAAUUCCAUCAUUGGGAGUGGAAUUAUUGGUAUCCCAUAUGCACUCCAUCAAGCAGGGUUUGGCAUUGGCUUGUUUCUUCUCAUUCUUGUUGCACUGGCUACAGACUAUUCCUUGGUUCUCAUGAUAAGAAGUGGACAUCUCAGUGGUGCUUUCUCCUACCAGGGUCUGAUGGAAGCAGCUUUUGGGAAGCCUGGUUUCAUCCUUCUCUCUCUUCUUCAGUUCAUUUACCCAUUCAUUGCUAUGGUAAGCUACAAUGUUGCAGUUGGUGAUACCCUUACAAAAGUUCUGAUGCGUUUGGCUGGAGCUGGUGCAGACUCUUUACUUUCUCACCGGAAAGUAGUGGUGGCUUUGGCCACAAUCCUUAUCACAGCUCCUCUCUGUCUAUACAGGGAUAUAGCGAAGUUGGCAAAAGUGUCUUUCCUGUCCUUGGUUUUUGUAAUUAUCAUCCUCAUAGCAAUACUUCUACGUCUGGGAACACUCCAUGGUACUAUACCAAACACAGAAGAUUCUUGGAGAUUUGCUAACUGGGGGAUUGUUCCAGCUAUUGGAAUUAUGGCCUUUGCAUUUAUGUGUCAUCACAACACAUUCCUCCUGUAUGAUUCAAUUCAGGAUGUAGAUCAACAUCGGUGGAACACUGUGACUCAUGCUUCCAUCCUCAUAUCCCUGGUGUUGUCAGCCCUAUUUGGAAUGGCAGGAUAUGCAACAUUUACUGGAAAUACACAAGGUGAUCUUCUGGAAAACUACUGCUGGCAUGAUGAUCUAAUGAAUGUAUCACGUAUCAUCUUCAGUAUUACAAUCUUGCUCACAUUUCCCAUAGAGUGCUUUGUGUCUCGUGAAGUCAUAGAGAAUAGUUUCUUUUCACAUCAGACAUCACCUGAGGACAACUGGAGAACAUUUCGUCAUGUUGGAAUAACAAUCUUCAUUGUUGUAACUACGUACCUCAUAUCUAUGUCUACUGAUUGCCUUGGUGUCGUAUUGGAACUGAAUGGUGUCCUAGCAGCAGUUCCAUUAGCGUAUGUACUGCCAGCUGUUAGCUACUUGAAGCUAGAGGAAGGAUCUCUACUUUCCCACAAGAAAUUUCCUGCUCUGUGUUUGGCUGCAUUUGGAAUAAUUAUUGCAGUCUUGGGUAUAGUAAUGCUUAUUACCAACAGCAACAAAGUAGAUACAUGCAGUCAUGGGAAUGAGCCACCAUAUUGCUUAGUUUAUGUUACUGGUAAAGAAAUUCUCAGUGGCUUAAAGAAUUACUCCACUGUCUGAUAAUGUAUGCUAAUUUAACAGUCAAGUAUAAGAUAUGAUUCUGCUUGCUGUUAAUCUUGAUUUUUCACAUGAGUUUUCUUUUCCUAUGAAGCAAGAAUCAUAACAUACUGGUUCUGAUCAAUUCGUUGAAAAUUAUACCAUGAACUGUAUUUCUGCAGACAGGCUACAUGAAAAAAUUAAAUAUUAUUUUCCAGUUUAAAAUAUCCAUCAAACUGUAGAACAGGUUACCACAAUUUAUGUCAGUUCUGUGCAUAAAUACUACCAAUCAAUAAAAAAACUAACCUAACAUAGACCUAGUUUAAAUAAAUCAAAGAAAGAGGUGUUUCAACUAAACCUAUAUACAAAGCAGCUUAUCUUAAGCUUAUGUGACAUGUGAUGUGCUGCCUGAAAGCCAGGCUAUAGGACAUCCAUUGCUGCACAACAGACAAUGAGAACGCAAGCUACAUAGGAAACUGCCUACCCAACAGAGGCAGAAUUGUUGAAUUCCCACGGCAACAGAUAGACCAGUUAAUAAAUAUGCCAGCUAACAGCAAAACUGAACCUAUUGACAAGGUGGUCUCUAUCCUGUCUGAGUGUAGGAUGUAAGUGAGAGCGAAGAAGAGAGUUCUGAUCCAAAGAGAGCUAAGGAUAGUUCAGAUUCAAUGAGCAAUCCAAGAAGAACAUAGAACGAAGACACUCCACUGAGAAUAGUGGUGCACAGAUGUUAUAACAGUUGAAAAGGAAACGUCAGAAGGCGUUAUAAGUGAGAGUGGUUAUAAUUUUGAGUGUAAACAAGCAAUUGUCCAAUAAACAUAUCUGUCUAAUCUGACACCCACAUAAAUUUCUUGCCACAUUACCUAGGAAACACAUGACACUGCCAUAUUUACCUCAAGAUAACACAGUCCCCCUUACCAAAGCAAAUUAACUUCAAAACAUCUCCCAUCCUCAGUUUUAAUGCUGAACCAAAUUUUUGUCCCAAUCACUAUUUAAUACAGUUCUGAAAACACACAUUUCAGCUACCUACUCCCAUAUUAUGGAUAACUAUGCUAUGCUAUAUUACACCAUUCAAAGCUUUGUACUACUUGUGAAUUAUAAGGGAGACAGGUACAAUAGAUGUGAGCCAUCUCAGAGUAUCUGAAUGCAGACUUCUCAUGCUUGAUCUCAAGAAACCUUAAAAGUAAAGUGAAUCUGAAAGUAACAAGUGUGUAUUAUU